GAAGUGUUGACAGGUCAGAGCAGGGCGGCGCUGGAGGCCUUGUAUGUGUGUCGGGCACUGUCCGGUGUCAGGAUGAUUCCCACCGAGGAGGCGUCUGGCCGGAGGCGGGAAAUAGAAGAGAAGCUUAAGCAGGAAGAAGAAACAUUGUCUUUCAUUAGAGACAGCCUAGAAAAAAGUGACCAGCUCACCAAAAACAUGGUUUCCAUUCUUUCAUCCUUUGAAAGCCGUUUGAUGAGGCUGGAGAACUCAAUUAUCCCUGUGCAUAAGCAGACUGAGAAUCUUCAGCGCCUACAGGAAAAUGUUGAGAAGACACUGUUUUGCUUGGAUCAUGUUAUAAGUUACUACCAUGUAGCAAAGGACACAGAGAAGAUCAUAAGAGAGGGCCCUACGGGGAGACUGGAAGAAUAUUUGGGCUGCAUGGCUAAAAUCCAGAAGGCUGUAGAAUAUUUCCAAGACAACAAUCCUGACAGCCCAGAACUCAACAGAGUGAAAUUGUUGUUCGAGAAGGGGAAAGAGUCAUUGGAGUCUGAAUUCCGUAGCCUUAUGACCCGAAAUUCCAAACCAGUUCCACCAAUUCUCAUUCUGGAUCUCAUCAGUUUGGAUGAAGAAAUGGAAACUCAGGAAGAUGUGACCUUAGAACACCUCCCUGAGGGUGUCCUGCAGGACAUAAUCCGUAUUUCUGGUUGGCUGGUGGAGUAUGGAAGGAACCAAGAAUGGCCAUGGCAGGUUCAAGUAAUGUGUUACGGCACACACAUUCGGAGCAACUCCCCCAUGAGGCAAGCAGUUCAGCAGCAGGAGCAAGAACAGCAGCAGAUGAUGGUAUCUUCAAGUCCAGUUUGGAGUUUUAACUGUCUGUGUGAGGACAAGCAGCUGCCUGCAGGAGCCCAGAGAGGAAACCUAAAGAAAGAGCACAGAGCUAGUUCCUGCACCAGCAUAGCCUCUAGAGAGAGCUUUGUAGAACGGUCGCUCAGAGAAUUAGGACACAACUGUAAUUUCAUGAAUGUUUACUACCAGAUCCGUUCCAGCCAGUUGGACCGCUCUAUCAAAGGACUGAAGGAGCACUUCCGGAAAAAUAGCUCUUCCUCAGGAGUCCCAUACUCCCCUGCUAUUCAGAACAAGAGGAAAGACACACCAACAAAAAAACCCAUCAAAAGACCAGUCCUCAUCCCAGGCACGAUCCGUAAGGCUCAGAACCUUCUGAAACAGUAUUCUCAGCAAUGUCUAGAUGGGAAAAAGGGGGCCUCUAACCUCAUUCCUAUGGAAGGGAGAGAUGACAUGUUGGACAUAGAAAUCGAUGCAUACAUCCACUGUGUUAGUGCCUUCAUCAAACUGGCCCAGAGUGAGUACCAGCUUCUCACAGAAAUCAUCCCGGAACAUCACCAGAAGAAGACAUUUGACUCUCUCAUUCAGGAAUCUUUAGAUAACCUGAUUAUAGAGGGGGACAACAUUGUCUCUGCAGCUCGGAAAGCCAUCAUACGUCAUGAUUAUUCAGCAGUGCUGACCAUUUUUCCAAUCUUGAAGCACUUGAAGCAGACAAAGCCAGAGUUUGAUCAAGUUCUACAGGGCACUGCAGCCAGCACAAAAAACAAGCUUCCAAGCCUCAUCACCUCAAUGGAGACCACGGGAGCCAAGGCUUUGGAAGAUUUUGCAGACAACAUCAAGAACAACCCAGACAAGGAAUACAACAUGCCCAAAGAUGGAACAGUUCAUGAACUCACUAGCAAUGCUAUUCUGUUCCUGCAACAGUUACUGGAUUUUCAGGAAACUGCAGGUGCCAUGCUGGCAUCCCAAGUUCUUGGGGACACAUACAAUAUUCCUUUAGAUCCCAGAGAAACUAGCUCCUCAGCCAGUAGCUACAGUUCUGAAUUCAGCAGACGGCUGCUUAGCACCUACAUCUGCAAAGUUCUAGGCAACUUGCAGCUAAACCUUCUCAGUAAAUCCAAGGUUUAUGAGGACCCAGCUUUAAGUGCCAUCUUCCUGCAUAACAACUACAAUUACAUUCUCAAGUCCCUUGAAAAGUCUGAACUGAUCCAGUUGGUGGCUGUGACGCAGAAGACAGCAGAAAGGUCUUACAGGGAACACAUUGAGCAGCAGAUCCUGACGUAUCAGCGCAGCUGGUUAAAAGUAUCAGAUUACAUCUUGGAAAAAAACUUGCCUGUCUUCCAACCUGGUGUCAAGCUUAAAGACAAGGAGAGACAGAUGAUCAAGGAACGCUUUAAGGGCUUUAAUGAUGGCCUGGAGGAGCUCUGUAAAAUCCAGAAGGCUUGGGCCAUCCCUGAUACAGAGCAGAGGGACAAAAUCCGGCAAGCCCAGAAAACUAUUGUGCAAGAGACCUACGCUGCCUUCCUAAACAGGUAUGGCAAUGUGCCCUUUACCAAGAACCCAGAGAAGUACAUAAAAUACAGAGUUGAGCAGGUGGGUGAGAUGAUUGAGAAGCUGUUUGACACAUCAGCAUGAUCUUCCUGUCUCAGUGCCAGUGCUUUCCUCGUCUCCUCACCAGCACCUUGUGAAGGCCAUGAGUUAUGCUUGUAUUUAUCACAUUUAUUAACUGAUUAAAACAUGAUGUAUUGCU
Messenger RNA from Hemicordylus capensis (graceful crag lizard), 2572 nucleotides. RefSeq names its product exocyst complex component 7 (gene EXOC7). Bases 73 to 2457 code for a protein of 794 amino acids. The transcript is spliced from 24 exons. Lineage: Eukaryota; Metazoa; Chordata; Lepidosauria; Squamata; Cordylidae. The record is from RefSeq and is a predicted model, not a curated record. Gene Ontology annotation, biological process: exocytosis. Gene Ontology annotation, molecular function: phosphatidylinositol-4,5-bisphosphate binding. Gene Ontology annotation, cellular component: exocyst.